Messenger RNA from Solanum dulcamara, 515 nucleotides. RefSeq names its product V-type proton ATPase subunit F-like. Gene Ontology annotation, biological process: proton transmembrane transport. NCBI's taxonomy places the organism in Eukaryota, Viridiplantae, Streptophyta, Magnoliopsida, Solanales, Solanaceae. Gene Ontology annotation, cellular component: proton-transporting V-type ATPase, V1 domain; membrane. The coding region runs from base 16 to 255 and encodes 79 amino acids. The record is from RefSeq and is a predicted model, not a curated record. Gene Ontology annotation, molecular function: proton-transporting ATPase activity, rotational mechanism. The transcript has 2 exons.
UGUUCAGAAACAACGAUGAAGCAGAUUGAAGAUGUUUUUAAGGAAUUCACCACAAGAGAGGACAUUGCAAUAGUGUUAAUCAGCCAAUAUGUGGCCAACAUGGUAAGAUUUUUGGUUGAUAGUUACAAUACACCAAUUCCAGCCAUUUUGGAGAUUCCUUCAAAGGACCAUCCAUAUGAUCCUGCCCAUGAUUCUGUUCUAUCACGAGUGAAAUAUCUCUUCUCAACUGAAUCAGUGGCCUUCGAUAGGCGUUAAUGUUGGAGCAAUGUUUCCAUAUGCCCCAACUAUCUCAUAAUAUCUUGAUAUUGUGUCAUGUCACCACUCUAUCAAGAGAUAUUCAUUUUGUAAUCUGUUUUAGAUAUUCAAGCGGUUUGUGUUGUUCUUGAAUGUUGAUUGAAAAAGUUGUAUAAGUUAAAAGUGUGACUGUGAGUGAACAACUUGUUGCAAAUAAGUCAGUUGCUUUGUUCUUUGGGAGCUUCAAUUGAUAUUAAAGGAUGAUUAUUCUUGAAGAGGAA